Molecule: messenger RNA, 615 nt
Organism: Dothidotthia symphoricarpi CBS 119687
Lineage: Eukaryota; Fungi; Ascomycota; Dothideomycetes; Pleosporales; Dothidotthiaceae
Exons: 2
Coding region: 1-615 (204 amino acids)
Source: RefSeq, a predicted model, not a curated record
AUGGCCGGCCCCAUGCUCAAUCUCACCAUCUUCCGCAAAUCAACUUUCCACGCCCUGCGCGCCAUCUCCCUCGCAACAUUCCCCCUAGGAUUCCUCUUCUUAUUCAUCCAAGGCGUCGCUUGCCAUACUGCAAAUCCGGCCAUCGGCAUCCUACCUCUCUUCUUCUCCUCCGCCUUCUCCGCCCUGCUCCUCGCCAACGAACGGAAGUGCGGAUGCCAGGCCAGCGGGCUAACAGGAACGCCGAUCCACCUAGUAGCCGACUUGAUUCUCGGAGCAUGGCUGCUCGUAUGCUUGAUAUUGGAUUGGGUGCUGAUGGGAAGAGGACGCUGCAAUAAGAAGACGGAGCUUAUGCUAGGGACGUACGGGACGAACUUUUUGAUCUGCAAUUUUCUUAUCCAUUUGUACUUUGUUGGCAUGCAGCUCAGGGAUGCGAUGCUCUUGGGGAUGACUUAUCCGGCGUCCUGCCCGCAGUGCCAGAAUAGAUCGCUCUCGUUUGGCAGUAUUAAGUUGGGGACGGGGCAGGAGAAUGGGUAUACUCCGCUGCUUGAUGCCGAGGGUGGGCUGAGGAGCAGUAUCGAGGUAGAUGGGAUGGCCAAAGACGGUUCAAUCGUAUAG